Molecule: messenger RNA, 2147 nt
Organism: Mandrillus leucophaeus (drill)
Lineage: Eukaryota; Metazoa; Chordata; Mammalia; Primates; Cercopithecidae
Gene: GPR4
Product: G protein-coupled receptor 4
Exons: 2
Coding region: 927-2015 (362 amino acids)
Biological process (GO): G protein-coupled receptor signaling pathway
Cellular component (GO): membrane
Molecular function (GO): G protein-coupled receptor activity
Source: RefSeq, a predicted model, not a curated record
AUAAUAGAACAUUCAACUGCGAAGUGAACUAAGGAUAGAACCUGAAGAUUGCAGAACCGUAGGGACCUAGAACGUCAGAGAGGCAGUCUAAGGACUGGCACUGCAAAGUCAGCGAUGAACUGACUUCAUCCCAGUCUCUCAGCCCCCACCAGGACCAAUCUGGAGUCCCUCCCCUGCCCCCAUUCAAAUUUCCCUUCUGUCCCCAAACUCAUCUCUGAUCUAGACCUUACUCACCUGCUUCCUGUUUCCUAAGACUCCUUCCUGCAGUCCCCAGACUGAGCCUUUUGUCUUUGUCCAACCUGUGCCAGACACCUCCUUUUCCAGAACGUUCUUACUAGUGACCUUAUCUCUGUUUCCUUCUGGGGUCCUAGGAAAUGCCAGCACUCCCGUCCGCAUUGCCUGGACUUUCCGACACUCCCUAACUGCCCUGUGUCCUAUCUCAACACUGUCUCAUGUAUUUCCUGUGUCUUCUAGAACAUCCUCCAGCCAUUAUUACUUCAGUAUGGCUACACAUACUUCCUAACUGCCCUGCAAACAUCUCCUUCUCACCGUUGCCCAGUGAUGCUUUCAUCCCCUCCAUAAACACUCCCCGAGACCAAUUUUUGUGUCACCCCUAUACUCCCUCAUUGACACCCUGAUUAACUCUAUACAUAACCUCCUUGACAAACCUCUUUAUUAAUCUCAUCAUCCUCCAGACUUCCUUCCUGUCAUAACUCCAUCCCUCCUCCAACUUUUCCCUCUCAAGCUCUGCCCUUCCCAGCCCAGCCCAGCCUACCCGACCUCAACUCUUCCCUGUAGACUACAUCCCACCAUGUUCCCCUGAGCCUCCAAGGAAGGGGCUCAGGGGGCCCCAUGGCCUCCCGCUCCCCGUGGCCCCACAGCCCUCGUGGGCCAGGGGAAGCGUCCCAGAAGCCGAAGUGCCCACCAUGGGCAACCACACGUGGGAGGGCUGCCACGUGGACUCACUUGUGGACCACCUCUUUCCGCCAUCCCUCUACAUCUUCGUCAUCGGGGUGGGGCUGCCCACCAACUGCCUGGCUCUGUGGGCGGCCUACCGCCAGGUGCAACAGCGCAACGAGCUGGGCGUCUACCUGAUGAACCUCAGCAUCGCCGACCUGCUGUACAUCUGCACCCUGCCGCUGUGGGUGGACUACUUCCUGCACCAUGACAACUGGAUCCACGGCCCCGGGUCCUGCAAGCUCUUCGGGUUCAUCUUCUACACCAACAUCUACAUCAGCAUCGCCUUCCUGUGCUGCAUCUCGGUGGACCGUUACCUGGCCGUGGCCCACCCACUCCGCUUCGCCCGCCUGCGCCGCGUCAAGACCGCCGUGGCCGUGAGCUCUGUGGUCUGGGCCACCGAGCUGGGCGCCAACUCGGCGCCCCUGUUCCAUGACGAGCUCUUCCGAGACCGCUACAAUCACACCUUCUGCUUUGAGAAGUUCCCCAUGGAAGGCUGGGUGGCCUGGAUGAACCUCUAUCGGGUCUUCGUGGGUUUCCUCUUCCCGUGGGCGCUCAUGCUGCUGUCGUACCGGGGCAUCCUGCGUGCCGUGCGAGGCAGCGUGUCCACCGAGCGCCAGGAGAAGGCCAAGAUCAAGCGGCUGGCCCUCAGCCUCAUCGCCAUCGUGCUGGUCUGCUUUGCGCCCUAUCACGUGCUCUUGCUGUCCCGCAGCGCCAUCUACCUGGGCCGUCCCUGGGACUGCGGCUUCGAGGAGCGCGUCUUUUCUGCAUACCACAGCUCACUGGCUUUCACCAGCCUCAACUGUGUGGCGGACCCCAUCCUCUACUGCCUGGUCAACGAGGGUGCCCGCAGCGACGUGGCCAAGGCUCUGCACAACCUGCUCCGCUUUCUGGCCAGCGACAAGCCCCAGGAGAUGGCCAACGCCUCACUCACCCUGGAGACCCCACUCACCUCCAAGAGGAACAGCACAGUCAAGGCCAUGACUGGUGGCUGGGCGGCCACUCCGCCCUCCCAGGGGGACCAGGUGCAGCUGAAGAUGCUGCCACCAGCACAGUGAACCCCGUGUGGCACAGAACCCCCAGUUUUCCCCUCUCAUCCCACAGUCCCUUCUCUCCUGGUCUGGUGUAUGCAAAUUGUAUGGAAAAAGGGCUAUGUUAAUAUAAGAAUACAAGAACUUAGGAAGAGUGAG